Molecule: messenger RNA, 2155 nt
Organism: Brassica napus (rape)
Lineage: Eukaryota; Viridiplantae; Streptophyta; Magnoliopsida; Brassicales; Brassicaceae
Product: putative pentatricopeptide repeat-containing protein At5g36300
Exons: 4
Coding region: 249-1655 (468 amino acids)
Molecular function (GO): protein binding
Source: RefSeq, a predicted model, not a curated record
CUGAAAUUCCCCAAAUUUUAAUUCAAUAAGCUCCUCCAAAGCAAAAGUGAUUUGGUGUCAGAGAGAGGUGUUUAAAGGUUUGGAGAAAAAAGCUGGAAUUAUUUUAGAAUCAAGGAGUAAUGAAAUUUUGCUGAGAAGCGGAUAAGAUAUAUGCAUUCGCUUCGAAACCAUUAGCUAAAAGCAUGUCCUCUCCGUUUGCUUCUUCCCUUCUCGCCAUAGAUGGGUAGAGCCUACUGUGCUCACCAAGUAUGAUGAUGUCUCUGCGUACGUACGGAUCUCCACUUCCGACCAGAUACUCGCGGCGGCGACCCGUCAAUGGCUGCUCUAACCACCCAGUUUCGCGCCAAAUAGUCACCGAGGAACUGUCGAUUUCAACGUACAAUCGUCGGAUUCGCUAUCGCUGCAGAACAGGCGGAAUCGACGAAGCGAUGUCUCUCCUGGCCAAAUUGGAUUCGCUCGGCUCCCAACCCGAUCCUCUUUCCUACGUUACUUUGAUCGAAACUCUCUCUGCUCUCGGGAGGACUCUCGAAGCCGAUGCUCUUUUCCAAGAAGUGAUUCGAUCCGGUCUCCAUGGAAGCUACCCCCUGAGGUUCCACAACGCCUUGCUCGGCGGCUACUUGAGAAAAGGCCAGCUCGCGUUAGCUCUUAGGGUUUUGGAUCACAUGCAACUUGAAAACGUUGAGAAGAAUCAAGAAACGUGUGAGGUUCUCUUGAACUAUUACGUUAGCGCUGGGAGAUUGGAGGAAUCGUGGCGUGUGGUUAAUGAGAUGAAGAAGAGGAAGUUUCCUUUGACUUCUUUUGUCUAUGGGAAGAUCAUACGUAUUUACAGAGACAAUGGGAUGUGGAAGAAAGCGUUAGGGAUUAUCGAAGAGAUUUGCGAGAUUGGUUUGCCUAUGGAUGUGGAGUUAUACAACAGCAUCAUCGAUACGUUUGGUAAGUACGGAGAGUUAGAUGAAGCGUUACAGGUCUUGCGGAAAAUGCAGAGUUCUCAUGAUUUUAAGCCGAAUAUUAGUACUUGGAACUCGCUUAUACGGUGGCAUUGUCACCACGGUGCGGUCGAUAAGGCGCUUGAGCUGUUCACGAUGAUGCAGGAUCAGGGGCUUUAUCCUGACCCUAGGAUGUUUGUGAAGCUUAUAGCGCGGUUGGGAGAGAAAGGGAGCUGGAACAUGAUAAGUAAAAGUUUUGAGUCCAUAAAGUGUAAAGAAGAUAGAAGAGAUACGAGAGCUAUCUAUGCAGCUUUAGUUGAGAUUGUUGGACAGUUUGGGAGUUUCCAGGACCCCGAGGAACUUGUGGGUAGACUCAAGUCGGAAGGUGUCGCUCCUUCAGCUAAUAUCUUUUGUACUUUGGCUGAUGCAUAUGCUCAACAGGGACUAUGCAAACAGACCGUAAAAGUGCUAAAGAUGAUGGAGAAGGAGGGCACUGAACCAAAUUUGAUUAUGCUGAAUGUUUUGAUCAAUGCGUUUGGAAAUGCUGGGAAGCACAUGGAAGCUCUAUCUAUUUAUCACCAUAUUAAAGAAAGUGGAUUCACUCCCGAUGUGGUUACCUAUAGUACACUUAUGAAAGCAUUCACUCGAGCAAAGAAGUAUGAAAAGGAAUUGGUGGUUAAAAUCGCAGGUUCCAGAAAUAUUCAGGGAAAUGGAAGCCUCUGGGUGUAGUGCAGAUAGGAAAGCAAGACAACUAUUGCAAAAUGCUCUUAUGGUUCUCGACAAAAGACAUUAACUAUUUGGUGCCUCAACCUCUGAUCCGUUAUGGAGAAAAAAGGGCUCCCUUCAACCCUCACCGUGGAAAAAGGUACUCUUUAUGGAGGGCGUUGCUUUUCUGAUUCUUUAACUCAUCUUUUUGUUCCAUGUUUAAGUUUUAAUGGUGACUAGUAGAUGAUCAACGGAGCCGAUGUAUUUCCUAAGUAUGAAUUGGCUGGCUGUGUGCAUCUUCCAACUUUUGAGGCUUGGAUGAAAAUUCAGUCAGAAUCGCUAUUUGGGAAUAUUGAAGUAUCAUAUCCGGUUUUUCUCUGGUGAUCGUUAGGAACCGGUUAAGUUAAACAAUUGUAUUCAGAUGUAUAUAAGCUUUGUACAGACUGUGGAUGUAAUUCAUUUUUUCCCUAAGCACUUGCACACUUCAGAGUCGAUAACGAAAUUGAAACAUUUCUAAGCUCAAA